Molecule: messenger RNA, 1071 nt
Organism: Linum trigynum
Lineage: Eukaryota; Viridiplantae; Streptophyta; Magnoliopsida; Malpighiales; Linaceae
Source: the annotation of a GenBank genome assembly
AUGUUUGAUGUGAAAAACUCAGUAGAGGCAAUAGAUGAUCCAACUACCUCUAACAACGAAUGCACGUGUGCCUGUCAUGAAGCUUCAAGCAGUGGAAUGAAAGAUUCACUCUCUGAUCAAAGUGAGGAGAGAAAAAGUUCAGAGCAGACUAUCAGCUAUUUGGCUGUGCAACUUGACAAGGCAGUGAGUAAGUGCACUGAACACGGGGAACUUCCUUCUGCCAUCAAACUACCUACCGUGUCUGUCAAAAAGGUAUUCCAGGGGAAAUGGAAACUACAUGUUGAAGGGGGAAAAUAUCUAUUGUACUCUAGCAAUAUUGCAUUCCAGAUAGCGGCUAUUCUCAAUCGAGCUAAGUCAGCUAACAAGCAACCAAGACCUAAUCAUGAAGAUGAUAAUGCCAUAACCUCCAAGGCAAUUGCAGAAAGGCUGGUUGCAUCUGUUGAUCAGCUGGCUCAAAGCAGCAGCAGCCUGGUAGUCGGGGCCUGCAAAGGCCAUAUAAAUUUUUAUGGUGCUGCAACACAGUCUCCUUCUGAGAGCAGUGAAACUCUCAGUGGGCCUGAAGAAUCUGGAAGAGGUUGUAAAAUAAAAGGUUGCUGUUCAAGGAAGAGUAACGAACAUUUGCUUGGUAAAAGGAGGAGGCUUGAGGUUCGGUUGAAAAGGUCUAGUUUUGAUCCUAAAGAGUUUGAUUUGUAUAGACGGUAUCAGCUAAAUGUGCAUAAUGAUGAUCCUUAUAAUAUCACAGAAGGCUCAUACAAAAUGUUUCUGGUCGACUCUCCUCUAGUCUUUGUUCCAUCGUCUGGUGACAGCGGGGUUACUCCUUGUGGGUUUGGUUCUUUCCAUCAGCAAUAUGUAAUUGAUGGUCACCUAAUUGCUGUUGGAGUGAUAGACAUCUUGCCAAAAUGUUUGUCAAGUACAUAUUUGUUCUGGGAUCCAGACUAUGCUAUCCUGUCUUUCGGCAAUUAUUCAGCCUUGCAAGAGAUAAAUUGGGUGAAAGAGAAUCUAGUACAUUGCGCUAGUCUUCAGCACUAUUAUCUUGGCUACUAUAUACACUCCUGCAGUAAGAUGAGAUAG